This is a messenger RNA of Polyodon spathula (Mississippi paddlefish), 1944 nucleotides long. Its product is annotated as myosin-7-like. Lineage: Eukaryota; Metazoa; Chordata; Actinopteri; Acipenseriformes; Polyodontidae. The transcript is spliced from 5 exons. The annotation marks the transcript as partial. The record is from RefSeq and is a predicted model, not a curated record.
AUGAAGUAUUUAUUAGGGGACAGAGCUGAACGUCAAGGUAACAAGAGUUCAGGGAUAAAGCCACCUGCGGUAUACAGAAAGGAAUCCACCUCUGCUUCAUCUGAUAGCGAAAAGACUGAGCUGGAUCUGGAGGAUCAGAAUGUAGUUGAAUCAGAACUCAAAGACGCAACUUGCCAGAUGGAGACAAUUGGAAGAGGGCUUAAAACUGCAGAGAAGAAGCCAUGUAAAGAUGAAGGAAAUAAUCAGAAUAUGGAGAUGGAGAUAGCGUCUUUAAGAUCUCCUUUGACUGAAACUGGAUCAGCAUCAGUAAUUGAUCUCAGAAAUGAACUUGCCAGGCUGCAUAAUGAGAAUACUAAUCUCCAAGGCAUUGUGAAAGAAACACAGUCCACAGAGUUCAAAGAAAGCUGUGAUGAUUCAGGAGAUGGAGAAAUCAAAAAUGAUCUAAAUAAAGUGGUGGAAAGGUUAAAAGCAGAAUUAGUGGAUGCCAGAAAAAUUAUCAAACUCCUAAAGGAACAACUGGAGCUUAACUCCUCCAUGGACAGUGAAAACAGUUUUAAUCCAGACCUGAUUGUAAACAUGGCUAAAGAAAUUGAUCGUCUGAAAAAGGAACAUGAAGCCUCCACAAAAAGAAGGGUAAUCCUGGAGAAAAUCCUAAAGGAAAUGGAGGCACAGCAGCCAAGGGGUAUUGAUGAAAGUGACCAGCGAAGAAAUUCACAGGAAACAUUACAACGGCAAGAAGCAAGGAGAUAUGCAACACCUGGGUCCACAACUGGUGCAAAGUCCCGUCUUCCUGUUCCUGUGAAGUCCUCCAAGGCAGCAGUCAAUAAUAAUACUAACAACGGAGCUAAUCGGAACACAGACCUGGACCCACAAGUUGAACAGCUUCAAAGUGCCCUUGAGGAGAAGAACCAAGAGUACAGAGAACUGCAGGAAAGUUUACGCACAGCAGAGCUCACCCUUACACAUCAGAAAGUGAACAAAACGGAAGCUACUCAGACCACAGACCCAAGUAGUGACUCGAUCCUUUAUAAGCAGAUAGAUCAGCUUCAGAAAGCACUUCAGGAAAAGAAUCAACUUAAUAAAGAGCUGCAGGAAUUGCUAUGCAAAGCUGAGUCUGCACUAGUAAGUCAGAAUACUGAUAGAACAGGUCAUCCAUAUAAAGACCUGGGUCAUCAACGGGAAGAGAAGCUUCAGAAAGCCCUUCUGGUAGAUCAACUCCAGAAAGGUUUUCAGGAGAAGAAUGAGCUUAACAGACAACUUGAGGAAAGGUUAUCUGGAGCAGAGGCACGUCUGAAUGUGAACAGAACUUCAACUAGUACGAACACAGACCUGGACCUUCACCAGUUGCAGAAAGCUCUUCAGGAGAAGAAUCAGAUUAACAAAGACUUGUUGGAAAGACUACAUGGGGCAGAGUCUAUCAUAGAACAUCUAAAUGGUAAUAAAGGUGUAGCUAAUCAGAACGAAGACAUGGAACUUCAUCAGCAGGUUAACCAACUUCAGAAAGCCCUACGGGAGAAGUGUGAACUUAACAAGAAACUUGAGGAAAGACUAUAUGAAGCAGAGUCAACCUUGACAGUUCUGAAUGCUAACAGAGCUUCAGAUAGUACAAACAUAGACCUGGACCUUUGCCAGCUGCAAAAAGUCCAUGAGAAGAAUCAAAUCAACAAAGACUUGCUGGAAAGGCUACACAAGGCAGAGUCAACCAUAGAACAUCUGAAAUCUAGUAGAGCUGUGGCUAAUCAGAAUACAGACGUCAAUCUUUCUCUGCAGGUAGAUCAGCUUCAGAAAGCCAUUUUGGAGAAGAAACAACUUUACAAAGAGUUUCAGGAAUUACUACAGACAGCAGAAUCUACCCUAGAGGCCCACAAUGCUACUGGAACUUUAGCUAGUCCAAAUAAAGAACUGGAUCUUCAUCAACAGGUAGAUCAGCUUCAGAAAGACCUU